Lindgomyces ingoldianus is the source of this 1207-nucleotide messenger RNA. Its product is annotated as Clavaminate synthase-like protein. The transcript is spliced from 2 exons. The coding region runs from base 1 to 1128 and encodes 375 amino acids. NCBI's taxonomy places the organism in Eukaryota, Fungi, Ascomycota, Dothideomycetes, Pleosporales, Lindgomycetaceae. Gene Ontology annotation, molecular function: oxidoreductase activity. The record is from RefSeq and is a predicted model, not a curated record.
AUGCCCCACUCCACCAACAGCCAUAUUACGAUACAUAAGAUCCAGCCGCCGGAAGGGUCUGCGAUUAAUUUCGGGGCUGAGCUUCGAGGUGCUGAUAUUGAAAAUGUAUCUGAAAGCGACUUUGAGGUGAUUAAGAAGGCCCUCUAUGAGAAUAAUGUCAUCCUCUUCAAGAAUCAACAAUCGCUAUCCCCGCGCGCUCAAUACGAACUCGCUAGGCUCUUUGACCCAUCAGCAACUGGCUACGGCCAUGGCACAACUCUCGAUGCAAAGCGUUCAAUCCUGCACCCAGAUCUGAAGACCAUCCCGCAUCAACCCCAGGUCCAAGCUAUCGGAAAUGGCCCCGUUGCCUCAUUUGAAGGCCUCGAAAACAUUACACUCAAGCAUCCGCACCACAAGACGUUCCAUAAGCAUGCAAUUAGCGCCGAAGAUGACCGCGAUAACACUCGCUUCUACAGAUGGCACAUCGACGCUGCUCUCUACGACCUGGAGCCACCACGGGUCACUUCCCUUAUGGCUGUCAAGGUUCCAAAGACCGAGAUGCAGAACCUCCGCUACGAUGAUGGAACUGGCGAUCAACUUAAAGUCUCGCGAGGAAGCACGGCAUUUGUAAGCUCCUACAAGAUGUACGAUUUGCUCUCGGAAGAAGACAAGGAGUUCGCUCGUACAACCAAAGUCCAAUAUGCCCCUCACCCAUACAUCUGGAUGUCUCCUGCCCGAUCCCGUUCCGAUGGACUAGGAAUGGAGAGCGACGGCCUUGAACUUGACUCCUCCUCCCUCCCAUCCAUCGACGAAUCUAAAAUCAAGAUCCUCCCUAUGUGCUGGAAGAACCCAGUGACAGGACAAUUAGCUCUCCAAGCCCAUCCCAGUGCUGUGCAGAAACUGAUUCGCGCUGAUGGAACCGUCAUCGAUGAACUUAAGGAAGUUCGCGAAAUCGUGCACAGGAUGCAGCGACCGGGCAUUGCUCCAGAGCUGGUGUAUGGAAUUGAUUGGGAGGAAGGCGAUUUGGCCAUCUUCAACAACCAUGGUGUUUUGCAUACUGUCACUGGAAGCUUUUUGCCAGAAGAGGUUCGCAUUUUCAGGCAAUGCAAUAUGGCUGCGAGUGAGCCACCACUAGGUCCGGAUGCAUGAUUACUGGUUAAACAAGGGUCUGGGAUGUAAAUAGAGAGGAUAAUGGGGUUUGGGUUUAAUUGUUGUUAUAUAUAGCGUA